Molecule: messenger RNA, 2412 nt
Organism: Ruditapes philippinarum (Manila clam)
Lineage: Eukaryota; Metazoa; Mollusca; Bivalvia; Venerida; Veneridae
Product: phospholipid phosphatase 2-like
Exons: 6
Coding region: 722-1756 (344 amino acids)
Biological process (GO): phospholipid metabolic process; phospholipid dephosphorylation; signal transduction
Molecular function (GO): phosphatidate phosphatase activity
Source: RefSeq, a predicted model, not a curated record
UAUCAAUCGAACGCGCGCGUUCAUUGUGGUCAAACAUAAAGUUUCAUGAAACGGUCAAUGUGUUCGCCCUUAAACCCUGUAAGGAAGUCAUAAACCACUUUAGAUACAUCGAUAUCAGGCAAUUAACAUUUUUGUUUGCCGUAGUUUAUAAAUAAUAUCAUCAAAGUAAAUAAAUAUCGGAUGGUCGUAUUGUAAUAAAUCUAAUUAUGGAUAAAACAAUAACUUAAAAAAAAUACGAAAUUUAGCCUGGAUAUGAUUCAAGCCAUGUGUGGUAUUUAUGAAAUGCGUAUACUCAAGUAGUGGACUUUUAUUUCUUAAAUGUGGUUUAAAGUUUGAAUUUCGAGUAAUUGACGUGUUGCGCUGUCAGAAAAUGUGACUUUAUUAUUUCGCCUUUUUUUAUAAAACAGUUUUUGCAACUUUAAAUUUGAACUAUAAACGGAAGUUGUAAACUAAUCUUUUUUUUUGUUUCGUGCCAAAUUUAAAACUUUAUGCAAUGUUUAAAAAUAUUUGAUUGUCAAAAUUGUUUGAUGUCCUCUAUUUAGAUAAAAAAAAUGGAACGUAAAAUGCGCGUUUAUCAUAAAUCUAGUACAAAAAUGGAUUAUAAUAUAGAGAGACAGGAAUUUACUCUAGUUUAGAUUUAAAUGACCGAUAGUGAAAAGAACAUAGCAAUAUAAAAAGGCAGUCUCUGAAAAACGGCGCUUAAAUUCAAGUGGAUAUCAUUAUGGAAAAGAAUGUUAAGAAAUCUCAGACAUUGGGGCACAAAAUUAAAGCUCGAUAUAUUGUGGAUAUUGUUUUAUGGUUGGCAGUUGCAAUUCCGACGCUAUUCCUAUUUCUGCAAGGUAGACCAUAUGAGGAUGGGUUUUUCUGUGACGACAGGCGUCUUAGUUACCCAUACAAGCCUGAUACAAUAUCUACAACAGAGUUGAUCUUAGCCGGUUGUCUAACAGCAAUAGCUGUAAUAAUAUUCACAGAAGUCUUGAAUUAUCUAGAUAAGAAAUGCCGGCGACCAUGCCAGCCUGUCGAUGAAAUAACUUAUUGCAUUAAGAGUUGUGGUGUAUUCCUUGUCGGCUUUGUAAUACUGGAGCUUGUGGUAGAGGUUGUUAAAAACCAGAUGGGCAUACUCAGACCUAAUUUCUUCGCCGUUUGUAAGCCCAAGUUCAACCAGACAUUAUGCCCUGGGUAUAUAUCAGACUACACAUGUACAGGAAAUGAUUAUGGUGAAAAUACUUUGCGACAAAGCCGACAAUCGUUCCCUUCCGGUCAUUCAGCGUUCUCCAUGUACAUUGCGACAUUCUUUUGUAUAUAUAUUCAAGCACGCCUGCAAAUAAAAUUUUCCCGGAUUCUAAAGAUCUUUCUCCAAAGCGGGUUAAUAUUCUCUUCCUUACUUUGCGGCAUUGGACGUGUCACGGACAAUAAACAUCACCCAUCUGAUGUCAUAGCAGGCUUUAUAUUAGGCAUCACCGUUGCUGUAUUUGUGUGUAAAACAGCUGGACGGAACAUCUUCAAUCUUUCCUGUGAAAAUGAUAACGACCUCUCUACAAAGUCCCUAACAGAAUCACGUGAUUGUUGUUGCUAUAGUGACCAGACAUCAGAAGCGGAACCACAGACACCUUCCCCUUUACUGCCAAAUGAAUAUAUCCAACGUUUAAAUAGCGGACUAGAUACAUUGACGCCUUCACUUAAACCAGUUCCAAGUAAAAACACUCAACAAUUGUCUAUACAAGUUAAACCAAUUCGGCAUUUAGAGGAUUUUUGAGAACUUUCAUUAUUGACACUACAAGAGUGUUUGAUAUUUAUUUAAAUGCAGCUGAAUUUAAAGGUUGUAUACUCUUAGUUUAACCUUUAUAACAUUGAUUGAAUAUAUGUAAAACAUUCAAAAUGAAAUUCAAUUGUGCGACAGUUUCUUCUAUGUAAAGUAUAUUACAUUUGUGAAGAAGAUAUUGCUGUAUUAAUGAUACAAGAGAAGAAAAGAAAUAAGGAUAAACUGUGUUUUGUGUUAGAUGUAUAAAUCGCAUUUGAGUUGUGCAAUUGCAUAAACAUUACUAUACGUAUUCAUUUCUUUAGUCGCUAAAAUAUAUAGAGUCAAAUGCCAUGCAUUGUUUGUAUGCAUAUAUUUUUUAUAUGUCUAUAUUCUGUUGAUAUGUCUUUCUGAUGAAGAUCUGCAGACUUUUAGUAAAGUACUAAAUUUAUAUAGUUGAGAAAUCAUUCAAGAGUCAAAAUUCAUUUUUUACGUAAUGAUAGCUCGAAUGGUAUACAAUAUUAGGGUAUAGAAACUUAGUAUGCAUUUGAGUAGGACUCCUCGAAUAUUCGAUUAUUGAAUGCAACUUAUUCAUUGUUGAAGUCCAUGUAAUGACGUUGAUGUGUGUACAGUGUAUAUCGUUAUCACAAAAGAUAAUUAAAUAUUACAGUAAA